This is a messenger RNA of Spirometra erinaceieuropaei, 2763 nucleotides long. The record is from the annotation of a GenBank genome assembly. NCBI's taxonomy places the organism in Eukaryota, Metazoa, Platyhelminthes, Cestoda, Diphyllobothriidea, Diphyllobothriidae.
AUGCUUACCCUGAAGAAUGAUCCGCCGGACAUCGAUGUCGUGGCAACGGUCAGCAACCAGUACGUCAACUAUGGCCACAAAUUCCGGAAGUUUACAAGGGCCUGUUUGAUUAAGGAUCCCGCCCAACGGCCCGUCGCCCGGGACCUCCUCAACCACACUUUCAUCAAGGCCAAGGCCAAGGUACGCCUUCUUACCCAUCUAAGAGUUGUUGUAAGAAUCGUAACUAUGCAUAUUUUUGCGUGUUAAGCAUGCCUACUUUUUUCUUAAUAGUGACCUUCGUACCCUGUGCUGGCAAUGCAUCACUAGAGCGUUUUCUUGAUGUAUAUCCAUACCCGAAACAUUCUUGUACUCCGAGCAUAGUUCAAAGAUAAAGUGCUAACCUAGUGUAACUGAGGGAAAGACGUUCAUUGGGAUAGGUAUACUUUUCGGAUAAGUACGUCUUUUCGUCAGCCAAUGCGCACUUCUCCUGUGGGUACUUGGAGGAGUCGAGUGAGACCUCCGCUAGCCACCUCGACUGUCAAGUCAUACUGCCGAGACCGAAGCCGUGAGGCACACGAUCCAUGCUGCAGUCGGGGUAGUUGACUCGACCGUUCGACCAUCACGAAUCGCUCCGUCCACCGCGUGCCUUGAGGAGUUGGUGUGAGGCAGACUUGCGUAGCACCGACCGCACCUUUCCUCAAUGACAAGGCGAAUAUCAAGGUCGGCUGUGAGCAAGGGUACAGUGGCAGACAAAGCUGGACUGCCCAUCUUCGCGUGCCACACACGUCUGGUCCGCGCAGGAAUGACCAAGAAUUUUACAGAAAGAGAUAGCUCGGAUCCCAACCAAAUGGAAGUGCCAUAGAGGUCAUAUUAAGGAGGAGGGAUUGCAGCCUGAGAAGGACUGAGUUAAAUGUCCGCCACCGUGUCAAUAUGUGCCGCCCCCCCCCCCAAAGAGGGCCACGCGUUAAGUGCGCUGCACCAACACCGGGGCCAUAUCAGAUUCCGGCAGGCGUUAUCGGAAAUGCUCACCUAUAACAAAUACCAGCAUUCAGGCUGCAUUGGCAGGCCCAGUUUCCGGCCCACGUCGCGCACACUAGAAUCCCUGCCCUCUCCCCAUGUUUGUUGUUGGUUAAAAUCCCGAUAGAAUGUUUGUUGUAGACACGGGGCCGUGGGGGUACGCCCGGGCACGGGUUUUCACCGUGCCAGCCACCUGCGGCUUCUCCGGCCCUCGGUCUUCUUGACACCGGGCCCACGUAGCGGAGGAGGAAAGAGUGCGGUAAAUGCUGUGCAAAUCUACUGUCAGCACAAGUCGCAGUGCCUGCUCUCAGUUUGCUGUGUAGCACGUGGUAGUCACGACAGUCGGACUGUUAUGCUCCGAGAAGCUGACAACACUGCGGUGACUCCAUAUGUUAGUCAACGAUGCCGCUGGAGAUUGCGUACGCUUUUUGUCCCAUUCGCUCCUUCUCAAUGUCAGCUGACGACUACGGGGAAGGGGGCUAGUCUGGUCUGGCCCGUCUCCGCCACGGCAUUCUCAGAUUACAGUGAUUGUGCUCGUGCUUUAGGAAGUCACGACUGCACGCAUUGUUGUCGAUAUGCGCCUGAACUGACCUCGGCGAUCUCGGUGUUGACAGCAUCGCUAAUCAGUACGACCCACGUUCGGCGACUAAAGGCAGGCUCAUUUGGCGACUUGUUCUCGGCUGCAGCCUAAGGUCGGCCGUUGGCCUCACCGGCAUGUUUUCGUUUACUUCAUGCAUGCACCACCACGUAGGUAUGCUGAUUUGGCCAGGGUAUGGUGGGAGUUUGCAUUUACGCUUCUGUCGGCACUGUGUGAUACACCGAGCCUUUUUAAAUUUACCGACAUAACUGAUUGGCCCUGAAGUUUGGUGCGUGACCCAGAAUAUGACUUUGAUGCCGCUAGUUGCUUUUUUCGCCUUUUAAAAGGCAAAUUAAUUCGUUUAAAGGCUCAGAUUUCGGAUAACAAAGCUCUUAAGCCCCAUGUUGCACUGCUUGUAAAUAGGAGUAAAUCAGAUAACUCAGAAAUCGCCUUUAGCCGUUGUUUGUUAACGAUCAAUCAACCACUUAUUUGAUAGGUGUUUCGGCAGAUCGAGUGAGUCUGGUAGUCAUCUGGCUGAUCCUAGCCUGAUUCCUGCCUGGACAGUCGGCUCCUGUGUCAGAAUUCCCUACUUUGACGUAGGCGGGACGGGCCACUUGGCACCAAUGUGUUUAAACUCACAGCUCCUGUUUGCGGCCUCACAGCUUUAGAUGAUUAGAGCGCUGGCCGUGCUCGAGUCUUGCCCUUUGGCCGCCUAGUUUUUCACAAUUAUUCAUAUCUGCCAACAACCCCCUACCGAGAAGAAGAAGAAGAAGAAGAAAAACGUUGAAAGUAGCGCGUUUGCCGAGCGAAAAAAGUGGAGUACAGCCCACCCUGUGUUCACUUCCUCGCCUUGAAAGUUGUGGUUUUGGCAGUUACUAAGGGGCGCGAAAAUGGGGUCCUCGGGUGUCUUGGCUUGAUUGCAAAGGACUCCUCGUCGCGCAUUUUGCAGCAAUUUCCCGCGCUUGUGUCAUCUGACUGUGUAAAGUACACUUGAUUAUGGAGUAUGCGUGACACACAUACACACGUGUGUGUUGUCGCCGUGAGCUGGGGGCGGGACGAACUCGCAGCCGCCACGCACGAGCUUAUUUUCAUGCGCCCUGAAGGGUAGAAAGCAUGAUACCGACUUUGCGUGAGCCUCAAUUGCCUUUAGUAUAAUUUUCGCGCGUGUCACCACAGUCUUCAUGCGCCCC